AUGUCGGGUGAGACACAUUCCGCGACGGAGGAAAACAAGGUCCGGUACCGAAGGACGCAGAGUGUGACGCGAGCCGAGGAAAUCACCAAAAAGGAGUCGGAACAGCGCAAACAGCAACCGGACAAACCAUGCCACCGACCGCGGGAUUCGCUGUUCUCGUGGAGUUCCGGCUUCGACAACUUCACCGGUCUAGUCAAUUGGGGCUUUCUGCUGCUCACGAUGGGAGGCAUCCGGCUGGUGCUCGAGAACUUUAUCAAAUACGGCAUUCGCGUCGAUCCGGUGCAGUGGUUUACCGUGCUCACCGGCAAAGGUGAAGGCGAAGGCUAUCCGUCCGUGAUGCUGGUCAGUUACGCCCUGGUGCCGGUCAUGAUCUGCCUGAUGAUGGAACGAGCCCUGGCAAGUGACAUCAUUCCCGAAAGUGCCGGUAUGGGUGUGCACAUCAUCAACAUCAUCGUGCUGGUGCUGAUCCCGAUGGUUGUGAUACACGUGAAGGGACACAUAUUUAGCUUAGUGGGAGCUAUGACGGUAUGCUUCGUCUAUUGCAUACUGUUCCUGAAGCUCUGGAGCUACGUUCAGGUGAACCAGUGGUGCCGUGUGGAGAAGAAACAAAACCGACACAGUCGUUCCGGUCGACGACAAAGCAUAACGAUCGCGCAGUUGCAGAACGGACGCGAUCAGGAACACGAAAGGAACGGCAAUGGCAGCGCGACCGGUUACUGCAACGACAAGGACAAGGUACCGGCCCUGGUACACUACCCGGACAAUCUGCACCCGGUCGAUCUGUUCUACUUCCUGCUCGCACCGACGCUCUGUUACGAGCUGAACUUCCCCAAAACGAACCGCAUCCGGAAGCGGUUCCUCAUCAAGCGCAUGCUGGAGGUGAUCAUUGGGGUGCACAUUGUGAUGGGGCUGUUCCAGCAAUGGAUGAUCCCGUCGGUGCGUAACUCGCUUGUUCCGUUUUCGAACAUGGAUCUCACCAAAACCGCCGAACGAUUGCUGAAACUUGCCAUUCCAAACCACCUGAUGUGGCUGUGCUUUUUCUACCUGACGUUCCAUUCGUUCCUGAAUUUGAUGGGCGAACUGUUGCACUUUGCUGAUCGUAACUUCUACAGCGAUUGGUGGAAUGCGAACAACAUCGACACGUUCUGGCGCACUUGGAACAUGCCCGUCCACAAAUGGUGCGUUCGUCAUCUCUACAUCCCGGUGGUGGAGUUGGGCUAUUCGAAGAUCAGCGCCUCGGUGAUCGUGUUCUUUUUCAGUGCCUUCUUUCACGAGUACCUGGUGAGCGUGCCACUGAAAACGUUCAAGGUGUGGGCCUUCACUGGGAUGAUGGCGCAGAUACCGCUGUCCUUUGUCGCUAAGUACAUGGAAAGUAACUACGGACCUCGCUGGGGGAACAUGCUCGUGUGGGCCUCAAUUAUCCUGGGCCAACCGCUGGCGAUCAUGAUGUACUAUCACGACUAUGUCAUCACGAACUACAACGACGUGCUGGUGUAGGGAGAGAAUCCCGUCCAUUUGAAGCGGCCAUUCCAGGACACAUCACUCAUGCUUCAUUCACAGCUCCAUCGUCACCGAGGAGGACACAUCACACUACCUUGUGAGGGAUCAUCAUUGUUGCGCGUUCAAUGAUGCCUAUACUUAUUGCUCGACAAGAAUGCAUUUCGUUGAAUACUGUACAUCUUUUUGAUAAAGUGUUUUUUGUAGUUGUUUAUCGUCACGUUUUCCCAUCAUUUGUGCCUUUUUUAUAAUAAAAAAGU
Molecule: messenger RNA, 1757 nt
Organism: Anopheles nili
Lineage: Eukaryota; Metazoa; Arthropoda; Insecta; Diptera; Culicidae
Gene: mdy
Product: diacylglycerol O-acyltransferase 1
Exons: 8
Coding region: 1-1497 (498 amino acids)
Biological process (GO): triglyceride biosynthetic process
Cellular component (GO): endoplasmic reticulum membrane
Molecular function (GO): diacylglycerol O-acyltransferase activity
Source: RefSeq, a predicted model, not a curated record